Messenger RNA from Hyaena hyaena (striped hyena), 3956 nucleotides. It is a transcript of the gene RASA3, whose product is annotated as RAS p21 protein activator 3. The record is from RefSeq and is a predicted model, not a curated record. Lineage: Eukaryota; Metazoa; Chordata; Mammalia; Carnivora; Hyaenidae. The coding region runs from base 114 to 2618 and encodes 834 amino acids. The transcript is spliced from 24 exons. Gene Ontology annotation, molecular function: GTPase activator activity. Gene Ontology annotation, biological process: regulation of GTPase activity; negative regulation of Ras protein signal transduction; intracellular signal transduction.
CGCGGGGUCUGGCGCAGAGCGCGGGGACUGCGCCGCUCGGGCUCCGGCUGCUCCUCGCGGCUCGGCGCGCGGAUCCUGGCGAGGCCCGCGAGCUCCCGGGCGGGCGACCCAGCAUGGCGGUGGAGGAAGAGGGGCUCCGGGUCUUCCAGAGCGUGAAGAUCAAGAUCGGUGAAGCCAAAAACCUUCCCAUGUACCCGGGGCCAAACAAGAUGCGAGAUUGCUACUGCACCGUGAACCUGGACCAGGAGGAGGUUUUCAGGACCAAAAUUGUGGAGAAAUCGCUCUGCCCCUUCUACGGAGAAGACUUCUACUGCGAAAUUCCUCGGAGUUUUCGGCACCUGUCAUUUUACAUUUUCGAUAGAGAUGUUUUCCGAAGGGAUUCCAUCAUAGGGAAGGUGGCCAUUCAGAAGGAGGACCUGCCCAAGUACCACAACAGGGACACGUGGUUCCAGCUGCAGCACGUGGAUGCGGACUCGGAAGUGCAGGGCAAGGUCCACCUGGAGCUGAGGCUGAGUGAAGUCAUCACCGACACAGGCGCCGUCUGCCACAAGCUGGCCACGCGCAUCUUCGAGUGCCAAGGCCUUCCCAUCGUGAAUGGGCAGUGUGACCCCUAUGCCACCGUGGCCCUGGAAGGACCCUGCAGGUCAGAAGCAAAGAAGACGAAGGUAAAGAAGAAGACCAACAAUCCCCAGUUCGACGAAGUGUUUUAUUUUGAGGUGACCAGACCCUGCAGCUACAGCCGGAAGUCCCACUUUGACUUUGAGGAGGAAGACGUGGACAAACUUGAAAUCCGAGUUGACCUCUGGAACGCCAGCAACUUGAAGUUUGGAGAUGAGUUUCUGGGAGAACUAAGAGUUCCACUGAAUGUGCUGCGACAGUCCAGCUCGUACGAAGCCUGGUACUUCCUUCAGCCCCGAGACAACGGCGGCAAGAGCCUGAAGCCAGGGGACUUGGGGUCCCUGCGGCUGAACGUGGUCUACACUGAAGACCACGUCUUCUCCUCUGACUACUACUGCCCGCUACGGGACCUGCUGCUGAAGUCUGCGGAUGUGGAGCCGGUGUCCGCAUCGGCGGCGCACAUACUGGGUGAGGUGUGCAGGGAAAAGCAGGAGGCGGCCGUCCCGCUGGUGCGGCUCUUCCUGCACUGUGGCAGGGUCGUGCCCUUCAUCAGCGCCAUCGCCAACGCCGAGGUCCGGAGGACCCAGGACCCCAACACCAUCUUCCGAGGAAACUCAUUGACAUCCAAGUGCAUCGACGAGACAAUGAAGCUCGCAGGGAUGCACUACCUGCACGUGACCCUGAAGCCCACCAUAGAAGAGAUAUGCCAGAGCCACAAAUCCUGUGAAAUUGACCCUGUGAAGCUGAAAGAUGGAGAAAACCUCGAGAACAACAUGGAGAAUCUUCGGCAGUAUGUUGACCGCAUCUUCAGCGUCAUCACCAAGUCGGGAGUGAGCUGCCCCACUGUCAUGUGUGACAUUUUCUUCUCUCUUCGGGAGGCAGCGGCCAAGCGCUUCCAGGACGACCUGGACGUGAGGUACACCGCCGUGAGCAGCUUCAUCUUCCUGAGGUUUUUCGCUCCCGCCAUCCUGUCCCCCAACCUCUUCCAGCUCACGCCUCACCACACGGACCCGCAGACGUCACGGACGCUGACGCUGAUCUCCAAGACCAUUCAGACGCUUGGCAGCUUGUCCAAGUCAAAAUCUGCCAGUUUUAAGGAAUCCUACAUGGCUGCAUUUUAUGAAUUCUUCAAUGAGCAAAAAUACGCUGACGCGGUAAAAAACUUCUUGGACUUGAUCUCGUCUUCUGGGAGAAGAGACCCCAAGAGCAUAGAGCAGCCCAUCCUGCUUAAGGAAGGAUUCAUGAUUAAGAGGGCGCAAGGACGGAAACGCUUUGGGAUGAAGAAUUUUAAGAAAAGAUGGUUCCGCCUGACCAACCACGAAUUUACCUACCAGAAAAGCAAAGGAGACCAGCCCCUGUGCAGCAUUCCCAUUGAGAACAUUCUGGCAGUGGAGAGAUUGGAGGAGGAGUCCUUCAAGAUGAAGAACAUGUUCCAGGUGAUCCAACCCGAGCGAGCUCUGUACAUCCAGGCCAACAACUGUGUGGAGGCCAAGGCCUGGAUCGACAUCCUCACCAAAGUGAGCCAGUGCAACAAGAAACGCCUCACUGUCUACCACCCCUCCGCCUACCUGAACGGCCACUGGCUCUGCUGCAGGGCCUCCUCGGACACGGCUCCGGGCUGCUCCCCCUGCACUGGCGGCCUCCCGGCGAACAUCCAGCUGGACAUCGAUGGGGACCGAGAGACGGAGCGCAUCUACUCCCUCUUUAACUCCUAUAUGAGCAAACUGGAGAAAAUGCAAGAGGCCUGUGGGAGCAGGUCAGUGUACGACGGCCCCGAGCAGGAGGAGUACUCCACGUUCAUCAUCGACGACCCCCAGGAGACCUACAAGACCCUGAAGCAGGUCAUCAGCGGGGUGGGGGCCCUGGAGCAGGAGCACGCCCAGUACAAGAGGGACAAGUUCAGAAAGACCAAGUACGGGAGCCAGGAGCACCCCAUCGGAGACAAGAGCUUCCAGAGCUACAUCAGGCAGCAGUCUGAGACCUCGACCCAUUCCAUUUGAAGCCCGCAGGCCGCCCUGUAAGGAGCUGCCCAGGAGAGCCGCUAGCCCCGAAGGCGGGGGCAGAGGAGAGACGUGAGGCGGAGCCGCAGGGAGAGGGGCCCGCACCCUCCAGCUCACACAGAUGACGCGCACCGGGCUCUGCGGGCCUGUGUGUGUGGCCAUUGUGCACUUUGCUCACACUGGUGGCCGGUGGCCCGAGCUGGCCUUCCUGGAGCGAGGCGCCGGGGCCGCCGCGCCCUCUGCAGCGCUCCGCUUCCGUGUCCGUGCGCUUUCGCCCCGCUGGGCUCUGCGGUGCCUGCGCCCCGGAGCCCUUGGGCACGCUUCCUUCACCUCCCGCUUCCACAAGACCGGACGUCAGUAGCGUGGUUUGUCUCCCACGAGCCUGGCUUCUGGCGGCCGUGGGCAGGCGGCCCUCCGGUUUCAGCCUUGACGGCGGUGUUGUUCUGGCUGGAAGGUCCACUCGUGGCUUCAUGGUGCAUGGCUGCACGAAGAUCACAAUUCGAGGAUGCUCUUGAAGUUCUGGAGAGACGGGGUCCUCUGCAGCGAGCACUUGGGUGGGGUUUGCAGUCUGCCCUUCGUCCCCGACGCUGGGGUCCCGUCCCGUGGCUGCAGACACUGCCAGCACCAGCGGCGGGCCGGGUGUCCACACAGUCCCCCUUCAAGCAAGAGCUGUUGUUUUGCCAUCUGCGGGGCUUCGAAGUAGAACCCGCACUGGCUGCCCUGUGUGGGAGUUUGGGGGAGAUUUUUAAGACAGAAAUGUACGUUAUUUUCAAGCUGGUUUUCUUAAUGUUUUUAAAGGACUGCUUCUAAUGAGCUCUUUGAUAUCAAGUACCUCAAACAUCUAGACCUGUACCAUCAAAGGGGAGGGCGCCACAGCAGAGCGACAGCGGGAACAAGAUGCACCGCCAGAAGCCAGUCGCAGGCCCUCCAUGGUCCCCAGGGAACGUGCCUCUGGGUCUCAGUGUCUCUGAAGCUCCUAGAAGCUUCCAGGCAGUGGAGGGUGCUUUUCUGCAGGGGUUGGGGCCCCUGAUGGGGAGCAGUUCACCUUGGAGACUUGGAAAGCACUGUCUGAACACGUAGACCUUGUGCCCGUAUCUGCUCUUCUUUCAAAUACUGGCCUUCAGACCUACCGACUGAUGGCAGAUGGUAACAUGACUUGUCACAAAAAUGGUGGGGGAAAAUGUUACAAAAACCAAACCUUGGGACACACAGCUAUUAGGCUGCACAGAACUGCAAUUUUUAACACAGAUUUGUAACUUAAUGUUUCUGUUUAUAAGAUACUAAUGAUUUGCAAUGUAUUUUACUGGGCAAUUAAAACAGACCUUUUAUUCUUUCUGA